AUGUCCGGAAACUCCAGAAGCCUCAACUUCACAUCCAGUGAUCUGGGCAAAGACGUUAAUCUUAUGCUCAUGUUCGAGCCUCCCAGCAAUGGUACAUUGUACAAGGACUUGUUCCCUGUCUGCUGGAAGGUUCUUAAGUUCACCCCCUCCGGAAUCAGCGCAGCCAGAGUGGAAUACACUGCCGACACCGGUCUUCUGGUUCCCCAGAGGGACACAGGAAACCUUGUUGCCGCUUCCAAUGCCCAACGUUGCCAAACUGGCCAACUAUGCGUUAUGAAUACUAACGAUGCAGGAGAUAACUACCUCAACCCCGCCGUAAAUGGAGACCCUGGUGUUAUUCUCUGCGAUUUCCAGACUAAUCGCCCAGCAGAUGUCGCCUUUGGAUUCUUUAACAAGACCGGAAAUAAGAUUGAGCCUGUAUUGAAAUGGGACGGUGUUGGUGUUGGGAGCACCCUCGCCGUCCAGCUAACCCCGAAGUUGAAGAUAUACGCUAUAUCAGACUAUCAAGAAACCGAACUUGUCCGUGGAGAAAUCCGUUCACCACUUCUGUUCGAGGAGAACCUCAUCGCCCUUCCCAAUUUCUCAGAGUGGAUUGUGUCUAUCAACCCCGCGAGCAAGGCUGUUGAAAUUGCUCGCGGAUAG
Messenger RNA from Psilocybe cubensis, 642 nucleotides. RefSeq lists its product as uncharacterized. Bases 1 to 642 code for a protein of 213 amino acids. The record is from RefSeq and is a predicted model, not a curated record. The transcript is spliced from 7 exons. NCBI's taxonomy places the organism in Eukaryota, Fungi, Basidiomycota, Agaricomycetes, Agaricales, Agrocybaceae.